Molecule: messenger RNA, 1955 nt
Organism: Contarinia nasturtii (swede midge)
Lineage: Eukaryota; Metazoa; Arthropoda; Insecta; Diptera; Cecidomyiidae
Exons: 5
Coding region: 226-1635 (469 amino acids)
Biological process (GO): G protein-coupled receptor signaling pathway
Cellular component (GO): membrane
Molecular function (GO): G protein-coupled receptor activity
Source: RefSeq, a predicted model, not a curated record
GUGAUAUCGUUACAGGUUCGCAAUGCAACUGCUGUAUUCAUCAUAAAUCUCUCGUUAUCGGAUUUACUGUUUUGCUGCUUUAAUUUGCCAUUGGCAGCGAGCACAUUUUGGAAUCGAGCUUGGACACAUGGCGAACUACUUUGUCGUUUAUAUCCACUGUUACGAUAUGGUUUAUUAGCCGUUUCAUUAUUUACAGUACUGGCCAUUACUAUUAAUCGAUAUGUGAUGAUCGGUCACCCAAGAAUUUAUCCAAGAAUUUAUCGCCGAAAGUAUUUAGGAUUAAUGGUUGCAGGAACAUGGUUGGGGGCGUUUUGUACAUUGAUCCCCACAUGGCAAGGGAAAUGGGGUGAAUUUGGAUUAGAUCGCACCAUUGGUUCAUGCUCUAUUCUACCAGAUAAAAAUAACACUUCACCAAAAGAAUUUCUAUUCAUAAUGGCAUUCCUAUUGCCAUGUAUCUCGAUUGUAGUUUGCUAUGCGCGUAUUUUCUACAUUGUACGAAAAACGGCGUUGCGUUCACAUGACACUGGAAGUACGUUGGGUACGCGAACACAAAAUAACAACCAAUGUAAAAAACUCUACGCAACAAACAAUAAUAAGAAUGUGAGUGAUGGUACUGACGUUCAAUUGUUACCAAAAUCCGAUGAUGUUAAUGGAAGUUCCAGCGAACGAAAUGAAAAAAAGCGUUUUAGCGAAAAGAAUUUGCUGGAAAGUGACAAUUCAUCCACAUUGCUAUCACAUAGUCAGAGUCAUGGUGAUAUAAAAACUGCAAUGAAAUUCAUUGAUGCUGCUAUUGGCAAUGACUAUCCACCGACAUUGUCGGCAUUGCGAAAAACUCAACAGGGCAACGAAGAGUAUAAAUUAACGGCCAACGAUCGAAAUCUCAGUAAUGUCAGCAUCAGUCGGACGGUAGAAUUCAUUGAAGCGAAUGGUGAGCGACAUAAUUCAUGUGAUCGAGAUUAUAUUGUGAAAAUGACUCAAGAUACGGUCGAUUCAGCAAUCGAAGAAAGCACCAGCUCAACAGAAAAUAAUCAUGUUUAUCACAUAAAAAGCAAUAACAAUUGCUUACAAAUUCUUGCCGUACAAGUGGAGCCAUCGUCUAGCUCUGGCAUUGAUUUGCACCUGGAUAACGAAAGUCCACCAAGACGCAUGAAACGCUCAUACACCAGCUCAAUUCGUCGAUCGAAACGAAGCAAUCGUGAGAAGGGCAAUUUGUCGGGCAGUAGUUGUACCAUUGGUAGUUCAACAUCUCGCAAAACAUCCGGAAUGACAAAUACAUCGGGUGCAUCGAUAUUGUAUCCUGGUCGGAUGACAACAAAAGAUCGCCGCUUACUCAAAAUGAUAUUAGUAAUUUUUGUCUCAUUUGUAACGUGUUAUUUGCCUAUUACAUCUACCAAAAUAAUUCGAUCAUUACACAAUAUUCCCGUGUUCCAUAUGAUGGGCUACAUUUUAAUUUAUCUUACCCCGUGUAUAAAUCCCAUCGUUUAUGUGCUGAUGUCAUCGGAAUAUCGCCAGGCUUAUUGGGAAUUGCUAACGUGCCAUAUAAACAGGCGAACAAAACGUUCGAAAAACUAUCACAGCAAUCGAAAUCACUUUCAAAAGAACAACCAAAUAAAGGAGACGCCAAAUAAAACGUGAUUUACUCGAAAAAUCAUAACAUAAAGGCCACAUAAUCAGCAUUUAAGCAUUAAAAUAGUGUAUAUGUAAUUGUUUAUUGUAAGAGACUUGAUUAAGAAGCCAUUGCUAUUAUUUUUAAGUUCUUCUCUUCUAGAACGAAGAUGUAAAAAAAAGAAGGAAAGAUAAAAACGCCUUUUUGGGAAGUUUUACUCGUUUUUAUACUCAUUUUUGUUAUACCAAAAUUUUGUUAUAUUUUUAAGUAUGGAACACAAAUUGACACACAUUCGAAACAAAAUAAUUUAUUUUUCAAUUUCUCAUUUUAGUUAUAACCAUUCAAGAUU